AUGGGUUGCACUGCAAGCAUUAUCCUGUUUGAGGGCUUAAGGAACCUUCUGGAGAGGAACUGUAGUUAUGUUUAUAAGGCUGCGAUUGAGCCUGCUGAAGAAGAAGAGGAGUCAGAGACACACAGCCAGAGAGAGUCACUGGCAUGGACACCAGCCACUGCACUGGUGAAGCCAAAGAUCAUCGAACCGUUGGACUACGAGAAUGUCCUGGUCCAGAGGAAGACUCAGGUACUCAGCGACGUCCUCCGGGACAUGCUGCAUUUCCCCCCGGAUGAUUUUCAGAUCUCCACUCUGAGGAGGCAGGGCAGGACUUUGUACCCGACCGUACCUGAGGGAGCGGAGAAACAGGCCACCAGUCUAUUCGUCCAAGAGUGCAUCAAGACUUACAAUUCGGAUUGGCACAUCGUUAAUUACAAGUAUGAGGAUUAUUCCGGAGACUUCCGACAGCUCCCGAACAGAGUCCCUCGGCCGGAGAAGUUGGCCACUCACGUGUUCGAGGUGGACGAAGACGCCGACAAAGAUGAGGAUACGGCGUCUCUGGGCUCUCAGAGAGGGGGUGUGGCCAAACACGGUUGGCUGUACAAGGGAAACAUGAACAGUGCCAUCAGUGUCACCAUGAGGUCCUUUAAGAGGAGGUAUUUCCACUUAACUCAGCUGGGAGAUGGCUCAUAUAAUCUCAACUUCUAUAAAGAUGAGAAGAUUUCUAAAGAGCCCAAAGGAACCAUCUUCUUAGACUCCUGCAUGGGCGUGGUCCAGAACAGCAAGGUGCGGCGUUUUGCCUUUGAGCUGAAGAUGCAGGAUAAGAGCACGUACCUGCUGGCGGCUGACAGUGAGGCCGAGAUGGAGGAGUGGAUCAGCACCCUGAACAAGAUUCUCCACAGCAGCUUCGAACUGGCCAUCCAGGAGAAGAGGAACGGAGACAUGCACGACGAUGAUGAGCUUGGAAAGGCAGACAUCUCAUCAGGCAAUUUCCAGGACAGCUUCCAGAGUGCCAGAGAUAUUGAGUGUAAAAUGAGGAGCGAGACCCGUUUGAAGCUGCUCACCCUUGACCCCGACACACAGAGGCUGGAUCUCUCAGGGAUCGAGCCAGACGUGAGACCGUUUGAGGAAAAAUUUGGGAAGCGGGUAUUGGUCAGUUGCCACGACCUGUCCUUCAACUUACAAAGCUGUGUGGCCGAAAACGAGGAGGGACCCACUACGAAUGUGGAGCCCUUCUUUGUGGUGCUUUCGCUGUUUGAUAUCCAGAACAGCAGGAAGAUCUCAGCAGACUUCCACGUGGAUCUGAACCACCCGUUGGUCCGUCACAUGAUCGCAGGACCCGGUCCUCAGCACCACAACGGAGGGGCCGUUGACCCUCCUUUAAACGGGAGGGGGCUCAACGGGCUGCCAGAGGGGGCGCUGCAGUACCCCAGACAGGGUGUGUUCUCUGUGACGUGCCCGCACCCUGACAUCUUCCUGGUGGCUCGAAUCGAGAAGGUUUUACAGGGUGGAAUCACACACUGCGCUGAGCCUUAUAUGAAGAACUCCGAUUCCACCAAGGUUGCGCAAAAAGUGCUGAAAAAUGCCAGGCUUGCCUGCAGCAGACUCGGCCAGUACAAAAUGCCCUUUGCUUGGGCAGCCAGGCCUGUGUUUAAAGACGCCUCCGGAACACUUGAUAAAGCCGCUCGGUUUUCAGCUCUGUACAGACAGGACAGUAACAAGCUCUCAGACGAAGACCUCUUCAAACUCCUGGCAGAUUUCAGGAGGCCCGAGAAGAUGACCAAGCUUCCUGUGAUCCUGGGUAAUCUUGAUGUGACCAUCGACAACGUUCCUCCUGAUGUACCGAAUUGUGUAACUUCCUCCUACAUCCCCGUGAAGCCAUUGGAGAGCGGGGGGAGGGACGGGGAGCUUUUGGAGGUGGAGGAGUUUGUGCCCUGUAUCGCUAAGUGUUCCCAGCCUUUCACCUUCUACAACAACCACCUCUACAUCUACCCCAAACACCUCAAAUAUGACAGCCAAAAGUCCUUCACUAAGGCCAGGAAUAUCGCCGUGUGCGUCGAGUUCAAAGAUUCAGACGAGGAAGACGCUGAGCCUCUAAAGUGUAUCUACGGCCGACCCGGUGGAGCCCUGUUCACAAAACAAGCCUACGCAGCGGUGUUGCAUCACCAGCAGAACCCAGAGUUCUACGACGAGAUUAAGAUUGAGCUUCCGGUACAGCUCCAUGAAAAACACCACCUCCUCUUCACCUUCUACCACAUCAGCUGUGACAGCAGUACCAAGAAGAGGGACGUGGUGGAGACUCCAGUGGGCUCAGCCUGGUUGCCCCUGUUGAGAGAUGGUAGGGUCAUUACCAAUGAGCAACACAUUGCCGUGGCAACGAACUUACCUGCUGGUUACCUCAGCUGUGUGGAAGGCGUCACUAAGCAUGGUGGACCAGAGGUGAAGUGGGUGGACGGGGGACGUCCUUUGUUCAGAGUGGCCACUCACCUGGUCUCCACUGUCUACACUCAGGAUCAGCACCUGCACAAUUUCUUCCAUCAUUUCCAGGCUAUGGGUUCUGGCUUGGCCCAGUCAGCAGAGAGUGAGUUAGUCAAAUACCUCAAGAGCCUUCAUGCCAUGGAAGGUCAUGUGAUGGUCAAUUUCCUGCCCACCGUCCUUAACCAGCUGACCAGCGUCUUGACCAGUGCCAGCCAUGAGGAGGUGGCCGUGAACGUGACCAGGGUUAUGGUUCACAUCGUGGCCCAGUGUCACGAAGAGGGUCUGGAGCAUUACCUUAGAUCCUACGUGAAGUAUGUGUUUAAAACAGAGCUGUAUUCAGACAGUACCAGUAAAACAGUCCACGAGGAGCUGGCCAAAGCCAUGACCGCUAUUCUGAAGCCGUCCACUGACUUCCUCACCAGCAACAAACUGCUCAAGUACUCCUGGUUCUUCUUCGAAGCUCUGGUCAAGUCUAUGGCUCAGCACUUGAUGGAAAGCGGCAAAAUUAAGCUGUCCAGAAACCAGCGUUUUCCAGCGACGUUCCACCACGCGGUGGAGACGCUCGUGAACAUGCUGAUGCCCCACAUCACUCAGAAAUACAAAGACAACCUGGACGCGGCCAGGAACGCCAAUCACAGCCUGGCCGUCUUCGUCAAGCGCUGUUUCACCUUCAUGGACAGAGGAUUCAUCUUCAAACAGAUUAAUAACUACAUCAACUGCUUCAUGCCCGGAGAUCCUAAGACGCUGUACGAGUUUAAAUUUGAGUUUCUGCGGGUGGUGUGUAACCACGAGCACUAUGUUCCUCUCAAUCUGCCCAUGCCCUUCGGAAAGGGCAGGAUCCAGAGGUUUCAAGACCUGCAGUUGGACUACUCCCUCACCGACGACUUCUGCAGGAAUCAUUUUCUGGUCGGCCUUUUGCUGAGGGAAGUGGGCGGGGCCUUGCAGGAGUUCGGCGAGAUCCGGCAAAUCGCCAUCCACGUGCUCAAGAGCCUGCUGAUCAAACACACGUUUGACGACCGUUACGCCUCGAAGAGUCAACAAGCUAGACUGGCCACCCUUUAUCUGCCUCUGUUCGGGCUCCUUCAGGAGAACGUCAACCGCCUCAAUGUUAAAGAGACUUCCCCUUUUACUGCCAACCAGAAUGGGAGAGAGGACUCCCUUGCUAAUCUUUCCUCAGCUGCAUCCCAGAAGCCCGCCGGCAGUCUAGACAACAGCCUCCAUAAAGAUGUGUUUGGAGUCAUCUCAGGCACGGCGUCACCUCACACCUCAACCCCCAACAUCAACUCUGUCCGUCAUGCCGAUUCCCGCGGCUCUUUGAUUAGCACGGACUCUCAGAACAGCCUUCCCGAGAAGAACAGCGAGAAGACAAGCUCCCUGGACAAGACACAGUCAGCCUCGGCCCUGGGCAGUUCUCUGCUGCGUUGUGACAAACUGGACAGAGACGAGAUCAAGAACCUUCUCAUGUGUUUCCUGCAUAUACUCAAGAGCAUGUCAGAGGAUGCAUUGUUUACCUAUUGGAACAAAGCCUCUCCCGCUGAUCUGAUGGAUUUCUUCACGCUAAUAGAGCUGUGUCUUCAUCAGUUUCGCUACAUGGGGAAGAGAUUCAUCGCCAGGAGCCAGGAGGGGGUGGGUUUAGUUGCCCAGGACAGGAAAUCUCUGACUCUGCCUGUGUCUCGUAAUAGAGCCAGUGUGCUGCAUACACGCCUCCAUCAGCUCGGAAGCCUGGAAAACGCGCACACUUUUAACCACUCGUAUUCCCAUGGCGACAGCGACGUGUGUAGCCAGUCUGUCUUGGAGGCCAAUGUGUCGACAGAAGUCUGUCUGACAGUUUUAGACACCCUCAGCAUCUUCAUCAUGGGCUUCAAGACACAGCUCAGUGCUGAUUUAGGACACAACCCUCUGAUGAAGAAGGUGGUCCAGGUGCAUCUGUGCUUCCUGCAGAUCCCCCAAUCAGAGACAGCGCUCAAGCAGGUCUUCACCUCACUACGCACAUUCAUCUACAAGUUCCCGUGCACGUUUUUUGACGGGCGGGCGGACAUGUGUGCCUGGCUGUGUUAUGAGAUCCUGAAGUGCUGUAAUUCCAAGCUCAGCUCCAUCCGCAGUGACGCUGCUCACCUGCUCUACUUCCUCAUGAAGAGUAACUUUGACUAUACCGGUCGCAAGUCCUUCGUCCGCACACACCUGCAGGUGGUGAUCGCGGUGAGUCAGCUGAUUGCUGACGUCAUCGGUAUCGGAGGAACGCGUUUCCAGCAAUCUCUGUCCAUCAUCAACAACUGCGCCAACAGCGACAAGACAGUAAAGCACACAGCCUUUCCGUCAGACGUGAAGGACCUGACGAAGCGGAUCCGCACGGUUCUCAUGGCGACGGAGCAGAUGAAAGAGCACGAGAAAGACCCGGAGAUGCUGGUGGACCUGCAGUACAGCCUGGCCAAAUCCUACACCAGCACGCCCGAACUGCGCAAGACCUGGCUGGACAGCAUGGCUCGCAUCCACGUGAAGAACGGAGACCUUUCCGAGGCAGCGAUGUGUUAUGUACAUGUGGCAGCACUAGUGGCAGAGUACCUGAGGAGGAAAGGCAUGUUCCGACAGGGCUGCACCGCGUUCCGCAUCAUCACGCCCAACAUCGACGAAGAGGCCGCGAUGAUGGAGGACGUAGGCAUGCAGGACGUGCAUUUCAAUGAGGAGGUGCUGAUGGAGCUGUUGGAGGAGUGUGCUGAUGGUUUGUGGAAGGCUGAGAGAUACGAACUCAUUUCUGAUAUCUACAAACUCAUUAUUCCCAUCUAUGAACAGCGCAGAGAUUUCGAGAAACUGGCACACCUCUACGACACAUUGCAUCGGGCCUACACAAAAGUCUUGGAGGUGAUGCACACGGGAAAGAGGCUUCUGGGAACCUUCUUCCGAGUCGCCUUUUUUGGCCAGGGCUUCUUCGAGGAUGAGGAUGGGAAGGAGUACAUCUAUAAAGAGCCCAAAUUCACUCCGCUCUCGGAGAUCUCCCAGCGUCUCCUCAAACUCUAUUCCGACAAGUUUGGCCCAGACAACGUCAAGAUGAUCCAGGACUCUGGCAGGGUGAAUCCAAAAGACCUGGAUUCCAAGUUCGCUUAUAUCCAGGUGACCCACGUCACACCCUACCUCGAGGAGAAGGAGCUGGAGGAGCGAAAAACCGACUUCGAGCGCUGCCACAACAUCCGCCGCUUCGUCUUCGAGACACCCUUCACGAUGUCGGGCAAGAAGCAGGGCGGCGUGGAAGAGCAGUGCAAGCGACGGACCGUGCUAACCACCACACACUGUUUUCCAUAUGUGAAGAAGCGGAUAGCUGUGAUGUAUCAGCACCACACAGACCUGAGCCCCAUUGAGGUGGCUAUCGAUGAGAUGGCAGCCAAGGUGGCGGAGCUCCGGGCCCUCUGCUCCGCUGCUGAGGUCGACAUGAUCCGUCUGCAGCUCAAACUGCAGGGCAGCAUUAGUGUCCAGGUCAACGCAGGACCUCUUGCUUACGCCAGAGCCUUCCUUGAUGACGCCAGCACCAAAAAAUACCCUGAUAACAAAGUGAAACAGCUCAAAGAGGUCUUCAGGCAAUUUGUGGAUGCCUGUGGCCAGGCGCUGGGUGUGAACGAGAGGUUGAUCAAAGAGGACCAGCAGGAGUACCACGACGAAAUGAAGGCUAACUACAGAGACCUGGCCAGAGAGCUGUCCAACAUCAUGCAUGAACAGAUUGUGACUGUCGAAGAUGGACUGAAGAACUCGCUCUCUGAUUCGCUGCACAUCUUCAACGCCAUCAGUGGCACGCCCCCUGUCACCACCCUGCACGGUGUCUCCAGCUCAUCCUCGACCGUGUGA
Chanos chanos (milkfish) is the source of this 6291-nucleotide messenger RNA. It is a transcript of the gene dock9b, whose product is annotated as dedicator of cytokinesis 9b. The record is from RefSeq and is a predicted model, not a curated record. Lineage: Eukaryota; Metazoa; Chordata; Actinopteri; Gonorynchiformes; Chanidae. Gene Ontology annotation, biological process: small GTPase-mediated signal transduction; positive regulation of GTPase activity. Gene Ontology annotation, molecular function: guanyl-nucleotide exchange factor activity. Bases 1 to 6291 code for a protein of 2096 amino acids. The transcript is spliced from 53 exons.